Molecule: messenger RNA, 826 nt
Organism: Drosophila erecta
Lineage: Eukaryota; Metazoa; Arthropoda; Insecta; Diptera; Drosophilidae
Gene: ND-18
Product: NADH dehydrogenase [ubiquinone] iron-sulfur protein 4, mitochondrial
Exons: 3
Coding region: 150-704 (184 amino acids)
Biological process (GO): electron transport chain
Source: RefSeq, a predicted model, not a curated record
AAUUGGAAUAAAAACACACACCACUCGUUUGGUCACACUGGCCCAGGCGAACAGCUGUUUUCCGAACCGAAAAGCGCUUGUGUUCCAAAUUUUACGUAAUUCGUAUUUUGAAGCCGAUUUCUGCCGUAUAGCCCCAACCGCCUAGCGAAAUGUCGGCUCUCCGCCAAGUGAUGUGCAGAAGCACUGCCUCCCUGCAGCUGUACCAGGCCAACAGAGCAGCCGCUGCCCGCUGGGCAUCCACCGCCUCGACGGACGGCGGUCCCCUGGACCCCAAGACGGCCCUGGCCCGACCCGACGAGCUGGAGCAGCGCAACAAGCUGAGUGGCAAGAUCACCGUGCCCACGGCCGUCAAUCUCAGCCCGAUCAGCGGCGUUCCGGAGGAGCAUCUGCGAGAGCGGCGUGUGCGCAUCCAUAUUCCGCCCAAGAACGCCAUGCAGAGCGGCACGGACAACGUGAACACCUGGCAGAUCGAGUUCGACAACCGCGAGCGCUGGGAAAAUCCGCUCAUGGGCUGGGCUUCCAGCGGCGAUCCACUGUCCAACAUGAACGUGCAGUUCGGAUCUCAGGAGGAGGCCAUCACGUUCUGCGAACGCAACGGAUGGCGCUGGUAUGUCGACGGCGCCGAGAAGCCCAAGAAGGAGCGCGUCAAGAACUACGGCAUCAACUUUGCCUGGAACAAGCGCACGCGCGUCUCCACCAAGUAGACGCCCCCCGCAGCUAGCCAGGAUUAUAGACCACAAUUAUCUUAUUUUUUUUUGCUUUGUUCAUUCAUCUGAGUACCCAAAUAAACAGUCGGCUGGACUCUAAUGACCACAGCACCAUGUAA